Lepus europaeus (European hare) is the source of this 7888-nucleotide messenger RNA. RefSeq names its product phosphatidylinositol-3,4,5-trisphosphate dependent Rac exchange factor 2 (gene PREX2). Bases 1 to 4821 code for a protein of 1606 amino acids. The record is from RefSeq and is a predicted model, not a curated record. Gene Ontology annotation, molecular function: guanyl-nucleotide exchange factor activity; protein binding. The transcript is spliced from 40 exons. Gene Ontology annotation, biological process: intracellular signal transduction. Lineage: Eukaryota; Metazoa; Chordata; Mammalia; Lagomorpha; Leporidae.
AUGAGCGAGGAGAGCCGCGGGGACGGCCGCGCCGAGAGCGCCAAGGACCUGGAGAAACAGCUUCGCCUGCGCGUGUGCGUGCUCAGCGAGCUGCAGAAGACCGAGCGCGACUAUGUGGGCACGCUGGAGUUCCUGGUGUCGGCAUUCUUGCACCGAAUGAACCAGUGUGCAGCAUCGAAAGUUGACAAAAAUGUCACAGAGGAAACAGUGAAGAUGUUGUUCUCAAACAUUGAAGAAAUCCUCGCGGUGCACAGAGAAUUCUUAAAAGUUGUGGAAGAAUGCUUACAUCCUGAACCUAAUGCUCAACAAGAAGUGGGAACCUGCUUUCUUCACUUUAAAGACAAAUUUCGUAUCUAUGAUGAAUACUGUAGUAACCAUGAAAAAGCACAAAAGUUGCUUCUUGAACUUAACAAAAUAAGAACAAUCCGGACGUUUCUUUUGAACUGCAUGCUGCUUGGAGGACGAAAGAACACAGAUGUCCCCCUGGAAGGAUAUUUAGUGACACCCAUCCAAAGGAUAUGCAAGUACCCUCUGCUUUUGAAGGAGUUGCUGAAACGGACCCCACGGAAACACAGUGACUACACAGCAGUGAUGGAGGCCCUCCACGCCAUGAAAGCUGUCUGUUCCAAUAUAAAUGAGGCCAAGAGACAGAUGGAGAAAUUGGAGGCUUUAGAAGAAUGGCAGUCUCACAUUGAAGGCUGGGAGGGGUCCAACAUUACUGACACCUGCACCGAAAUGCUAAUGUGUGGAGUCUUACUGAAAAUUUCUUCUGGAAAUAUUCAAGAACGGGUGUUUUUUCUUUUUGAUAACCUUUUGGUGUACUGCAAAAGAAAGCACAGACGGUUGAAGAACAACAAGGCUUCCACAGAUGGACACCGCUACCUUUUUCGUGGCCGGAUCAAUACAGAGGUGAUGGAGGUGGAAAAUGUGGAUGAUGGUACAGCUGAUUUCCAUAGCAGUGGACACAUUGUUGUUAAUGGGUGGAAGAUACAUAACACGGCAAAAAAUAAAUGGUUUGUGUGCAUGGCAAAAACACCUGAAGAGAAGCAUGAAUGGUUUGAAGCUAUUUUAAAAGAAAGAGAGCGGCGAAAAGGUUUAAAAUUAGGAAUGGAACAAGACACCUGGGUAAUGAUCUCUGAACAGGGUGAGAAACUUUAUAAAAUGAUGUGCAAACAAGGAAACCUCAUCAAAGACAGAAAAAGAAAACUGACCACGUUUCCUAAAUGCUUUCUUGGAAGUGAAUUUGUAUCAUGGCUAUUGGAAAUUGGAGAGAUUCACAGACCUGAGGAAGGCGUUCACUUGGGACAAGCAUUAUUAGAAAAUGGAAUCAUCCACCAUGUUACAGAUAAACAUCAAUUCAAACCAGAGCAGAUGUUAUAUAGAUUUCGCUAUGAUGAUGGAACAUUUUAUCCAAGAAAUGAGAUGCAGGAUGUGAUUUCGAAGGGUGUAAGAUUAUACUGUCGUCUUCACAGUCUGUUUACUCCAGUGAUAAGAGAUAAAGAUUAUCAUUUAAGGACCUACAAAUCUGUGGUCAUGGCCAACAAACUGAUAGACUGGUUAAUUGCACAGGGGGAUUGUCGCACCAGAGAAGAGGCGAUGAUAUUUGGCACUGGACUCUGUGACAAUGGAUUUAUGCACCAUGUCCUCGAAAAAAGUGAAUUCAAAGAUGAGCCCCUACUUUUCCGCUUUUUUGCGGAUGAAGAAAUGGAAGGAUCAAAUAUGAAACACCGACUUAUGAAGCAUGACUUAAAGGUUGUGGAAAAUGUCAUAGCUAAGUCAUUAUUGAUCAAAUCUAAUGAAGGCAGCUAUGGCUUUGGGUUAGAAGACAAAAAUAAAGUUCCAAUAAUAAAGUUAGUAGAAAGGGGAUCUAAUGCUGAGAUGGCUGGCAUGGAAGUUGGGAAAAAGAUCUUUGCCAUUAAUGGUGACCUAGUUUUUAUGAGACCUUUCAAUGAAGUGGAUAGCUUCCUGAAAUCAUGCUUAAAUAGCAGAAAACCUCUAAGAGUUCUUGUGAGCACAAAACCAAGGGAGACAGUGAAAAUCCCAGAUUCAGCUGACGGGCUUGGAUUCCAGAUCCGAGGAUUUGGCCCAUCGGUUGUACAUGCAGUAGGAAGAGGAACUGUGGCCGCAGCUGCUGGCCUUCACCCUGGACAGUGUAUCAUCAAAGUAAAUGGAAUCAACGUCAGCAAAGAGACACACGCCAGUGUCAUUGCCCACGUGACAGCCUGCAGGAAGCACAGGCGGCCAACCAAGCAAGACUCCAUACAAUGGGUUUAUAACAGCAUUGAGAGUGCACAAGAGGACCUUCAAAAGUCUAGCUCCAAACCCCCUGGAGAUGAAGCAGGGGAUGCCUUUGACUGCAAAGUAGAAGAGGUCAUUGACAAGUUCAACACCAUGGCCAUCAUUGAUGGAAAGAAGGAGCACGUGAGUCUGACAGUGGACAACGUCCACCUGGAAUACGGGGUUGUGUAUGAGUAUGACAGCACAGCUGGGAUAAAGUGCAACGUGGUGGAGAAGAUGAUCGAGCCCAAAGGGUUCUUCAGCUUAACUGCUAAGAUUCUUGAAGCCCUGGCAAAGAGUGAUGAUCAUUUUGUACAAAACUGCAGCAGCCUUAAUUCUCUCAAUGAAGUGAUUCCCACUGACCUUCAGAGCAAAUUCAAUGCCAUUUGCAGUGAAAGAAUUGAGCAUAUAUGUCAGAGAAUAUCCAGCUAUAAAAAGUUUUCUCGUGUACUGAAGAAUAGAGCAUGGCCCACCUUCAAACAGGCCAAAUCUAAAAUCUCUCCACUGCACAGCAGUGAUUUCUGCCCUACCAACUGUCACGUCAAUGUGAUGGAAGUUUCUUAUCCCAAAACAUCGACCUCGCUCGGGAGUGCGUUUGGUGUCCAGUUGGAUAGUAGGAAGCAUAACUCUCAUGAUAAAGAAAAUAAAUCUACUGAACAAGGAAAGCUGAGCCCCAUGGUGUACAUUCAACACACCAUCACCACUAUGGCGGCCCCUUCGGGUCUGUCUCUGGGACAGCAAGAUGGCCAUGGUCUCCGCUAUUUGUUAAAAGAAGAAGACUUAGAAACCCAGGAUAUCUACCAGAAACUGCUGAGCAAACUCCAGACAGCACUGAAAGAAGUGGAGAUGUGUGUUUGUCAAAUAGAUGACCUUCUGUCUUCGAUAACAUAUUCUCCUAAAUUGGAGCGUAAGACUUCAGAGUGUGUAAUACCAAUGGACAGUGACAAUGAGAAGGGAGAACGAAAUAGCAAACGAGUUUGUUUCAACGUAGCAGGAGAUGAGCAAGAAGAUUCCGGUCAUGACACAAUCAGCAACAGAGACUCCUACAGCGACUGCAACAGCAACAGGAACUCCAUCGCCUCCUUUACCAGCAUUUGUAGCAGCCAGUGCAGUUCAUAUUUUCACAGCGAUGAGAUGGACUCAGGUGAUGAACUUCCCCUCAGUGUUCGCAUUUCUCAUGAUAAACAGGACAAGAUACACAGUUGUCUUGAGCAUCUUUUUAGCCAGGUGGAUUCGAUCACUAAUCUUCUAAAAGGGCAAGCUGUUGUGAGGGCUUUUGAACAAACCAAGUAUCUCACACCAGGACGAGGAUUGCAAGAAUUUCAACAGGAAAUGGAACCAAAGCUGAGUUGUCCAAAAAGGUUACGGCUUCACAUCAAGCAAGAUCCUUGGAAUCUUCCCAGCAGCGUCCAGUCGCUGGCUCAGAACAUCAGAAAAUUUGUUGAAGAGGUAAAGUGUAGGAUACUACUGGCUCUUCUUGAAUAUUCAGACAGUGAGACACAGCUCCGGAGGGACAUGGUUUUCUGCCAGAGUCUGGUGGCCACCGUCUGCGCCUUCUCUGAGCAGCUCAUGGCAGCCUUAAACCAGAUGUUUGACAACAGCAAGGAAAAUGAGAUGGAAACCUGGGAAGCCAGCAGAAGAUGGCUGAACCAGAUAGCAAACGCAGGUGUCCUCUUUCACUUCCAGUCGCUGCUGUCACCAAACCUGACAGACGAACAAGCCAUGCUGGAAGAUACACUAGUUGCACUAUUUGAUUUGGAAAAGGUUUCUUUCUACUUUAAACCAUCAGAAGAGGAACCACUGGUUGCAAAUGUUCCUCUCACCUAUCAAGCAGAAGGAAGCCGGCAAGCUCUGAAAGUUUACUUCUACAUUGAUAGCUAUCAUUUUGAGCAACUGCCUCAACGGUUGAAAAAUGGAGGAGGGUUUAAAAUUCAUCCUGUUCUUUUUGCACAAGCAUUGGAGAGCAUGGAAGGAUAUUAUUAUAGGGACAAUGUUUCAGUGGAAGAAUUCCAAGCUCAGAUAAAUGCAGCCUCAUUGGAGAAAGUCAAACAAUACAACCAGAAACUCAGGGCGUUCUACUUGGACAAGUCAAAUUCACCAUCCAACUCUACAUCCAAAGCUGCCUAUGUAGAUAAGCUAAUGAGGCCUCUCAAUGCUCUGGAUGAACUUUAUCGACUGGUUGCCUCAUUCAUCAGAUCCAAACGCACAGCUGCCUGUGCGAACACAGCUUGCAGUGCCUCUGGAGUUGGACUGCUCUCAGUGGCUUCGGAGCUGUGCGACAGGCUCGGAGCCUGCCACGUCAUCAUGUGCAGCAGUGGUGUGCAUCGGUGCACCCUAAGUGUGACACUGGAGCAGGCUAUCAUCCUGGCCAGAAGCCAUGGACUGCCUCCUCGCUACAUCAUGCAGGCUACGGAUGUGAUGCGAAAGCAGGGAGCAAGAGUUCAAAACACAGCAAAAAAUUUGGGAGUCAGAGAUCGGACCCCACAGUCAGCUCCUCGGUUGUACAGGUUGUGUGAGCCUCCUCCCCCAGCUGGAGAAGAAUGAAGCAAAAUCUCCAGGAACCAGGCGUGAUGAAGCUUCUGAACACUGACCUAGCCAAAGUGCACACUGGCUGAACGUUCUCCACUACAGAUAAAGAAAUGCAUUUUGCCUCUGAAUCUUUCAUCAUGGUGUGAAUGACUAAUGCUCGGUUUAUACUUGGAUAUUUAUGCUGGAAAUGCAUAGGCAUUCAUUAAUUUAAUUUACCUUCACAAACUGAUUUAUGUAUUGAUGUUUAAUAUUCAUCUUUGAGCAUAAUGGUCAUCCCUGGAAUUUAUAAAAAAUCAUCAUGGAUAAAAAUUAACCAUGUGCUUCCUCUUCUGUUCAUUAAAAUUAUUUUGUUUUAUUUGUUUUCAUCUUCCCCAAAUGGAUAUACAUGAUAAUGGAUAUUUUCACUUGAAGACAUCUGUCACUGAGGAAACAUGACCAGUCAUCAUGCAGAAAUGUUAAGGAUGGUGCAGUCUGGGUGGCGUAGAUGUUCGAUCCCCACUUGCCUAUGAGAAAGUCGUUUAUGUGUGAAAGAUGGAAAAACAUUCGUUACUUCUUCUAGUAAGGGCUUCUGAAUAUGCAUAGAGUUCAGAUUUUCUUUUUUAACACCACAGUAAGCUUAUAUUUUAAUUCCACUUCCCAUGAGCCUUUGAAGUACUUCAUAUUUCUCAGUAAAGAGAACUGAUGGAGGCUCCCAGAAAGAAUUUCUACCACUACUUUCAGGUACCCUUUGCUCAUGGAGAAUUCCAGCGAGCUGGUGCUGCCCUUGACCUCUACACUGGGCUUGACUUUGGGCCAUGUAUAUUUGGGUGCUGUGCUGUCAGGGUCUACAGGAUAAAGGAAGAGGAGACCAAGUAGGUGAGGGGAGAAGGGUGGCUGGUGAGAAAAAGAGAAAAGUAAAUCAACUUAAAAACUCAAACUUUAACUUAGAAAGAUAUCUAAAACACAGUUUGGCAGAGGCUUUCAUAUAAGAUGUCAUACUCUUAAAAGAAUCCACCUUCAUGAAUAUUUUUCUAAUAAGGUAUGGGUAAAAGAGAAAUAAAGCUUUAUUUGUUGUACUUUAAAAGGACUAUUAAGGACUUUAAUAGUUUAUGGAAGUACAUGUAAUGUGUAGCAUUUAUUCAUAUAUAUAAUAGUGAUUUUAGCAUGGUAUUUGAAUACAUUAUCCUAUUUAAAAUCUGUAAUUUUCCAAACAAAACAACUAUUGCAAUCAUGAUCAUUACAGUCGUGUGCCACUUAACAAUAGAGAUGUAUUUUGAGAAAUGCAGUUUAGGCAACUUCAUCAUUGUGCAGAUGUUGUAGAAUGUACUUACACGAACAAGAUGGCUGUGACAUCACUAGGUGAUGUCAUCCUACAGGGCCACCAUUGUUUAUGUUUUCUGUCAUCCUCUGAAACAUUAUUAUGCAACACACGACUGUAUAUGGAUUUGGACUAAGUUAUUAUGUGAAAUGCUUUUCAUAACUACAGUACAGACAAGCCAUUAUUAAAUUUUAAUUAAUGAAAUUUGAUAAUAAUUUUCAAGCUGUCAUCAGAAACCUCACUACUAGUUGUGUUUUGAAUAACAAAAAUACUGUGUUACGUAUGUAUGAGACAUAUAUAAUACCUGCUAAGGAUACUAGUUGUUAUUUGGCACUUGAGACAUUAUGGUGAGUCCAUAUGUUUAAUAAAAAUAUGGAAGCCAUCAUCAAAAUUUUAAAAAAAAAUUGAAUGUUUUUGAAUGUGAUAAAGAUAAUCCCUUUACAUAAAUACCAAUAUUAAAUAUAACUUAACUUUCAGGGACUUAACAUUCUUGAUGUAAUUGGCAAGGGAUCCUGAAGGCCUGAGUAAUUUGUGAUUUUUCCGUACUGAAAACUUGGCUUUGUCAUUGUAGGCCACAGAAGUGAAUACAGCUGAUUAAAGAGCAAGUAUUUCCAUAUUUUCAUUACUAUUUCCUAAUCACUAUCCAGGAAGCAGUAAUACUCAGUAGAGCCAGGAAGGGGUCACUUAAACAAUUCAGUUGUACUGGCUAUAUUUCACAGGACAAAUUACCUACAAUUGUAGUAUCUUUAACAUAUUUCUGUAUUCUCUGUAAAAUGGAAUUGCUUAAUAUUGUUAUGGGGAUUAAAUGUAGAUGUGUUCCUUCUAUCCAGGUUCUUGUUUCUUGCUCCAUGCUCAAAGAUUAGUAAUGGUUGAUAACAUCAUCAGCCAGUGUAAUUUUGAUUAUAAUAAAAGUUGUAGCUAACACUAAGUGACCAUUAUGUGUCAAGUAAACCUCCAGUUAUCUUACCCAAUUUUUCUUAUUACCAUUUCACUUCAUCCUGACAACAACAAUGUGAAAUAAUACUCUUCAUCACUCCAUUUUAUGGUUGAGGGACUGAAACAAAAGAUAACCUAGUGACUUGCCUAAGGUCACAUGGUUGGUAAGUGGUGGAACCAGAAUUUAAACCCAGGAAGUCUGUCUUCUUAAUUCAUCAUACUACUCUUCCUUAUUAAUAUAAAAACUAUUGUAGUAUUUCAAAUUAUGCCUCUUAUAUUUACAUAUAGAUGAAUGGAAAUAUUUAAAAUGCCUUUAGUAUCUGAAAAUAUUUCUGGAUAUUUACCAUCCUGGAUAAACAUUUAGAGGUAACCCAACACUGUAGCAAUCUGAAAAUUACCUCAUAUUGUAUUCCCUAUAAUUGAAGGUAACAGUCUUAGCUGUGUUUUGAAAGUCUAGACUAGUGUAUUUUAUAAGACUUGACUGUAAUUCCAAAACAGUGGUAACAGUAAAAAAAAUUCUAAUGGAUGAAUGGAUAGUGAUAAUUUUUUCAAUACCAUAAUGGGCUUCCAUUGACCCUGGACAUGUAACUGGCCUUGAGUUUAUAGAAGUGUUUAUAUAAACGCCAUGUGCUCCACUGCAACCAGUGUACCUUCAAACGUUGCUAGAGUAGGCUAGCUAUGCUUCCAGGUUUUGAGUUUGGACUACUGCCACUCUCCAGCCAAAAGAGAAGGUCCUGCGUAGAAACUUUAGGUUUUUUUUUUUUUUGACAGGCAGAGUGACAGUGAGAGAGAGAGACAGAGAGAAAGGUCUUCCUUUUUGCCCUUGGUUCACCCUCCAAUGGCCGCCGU